CCAUCCACCAGGAACUAUCGCAGCCGCGGAAGUUCCGAUGGCUAUUCGCCUCGCUCGCGACCAAGACAUCCCGGCGGCGAAGCCUGACCAAAGUCAUGGUGUUGGAAUCGUACCUAAACCAGCCAUCGAUCUAUGGUCGAUGUCUGCACCGGCAAAGCGCCGUGCCAAGGCGAAGAACGUGAAGAAAGUUCCUGACGACAAACUCGAACUCCGACGACUACAAAGCAAAAUGAACCAAAGACGAUAUCGAGCGGAGCAACUCGAACUCAUGGAGCGACUUAAUGGUGCCGUGUCCAAUCUCACUACGGAUGUUGCGCGUUUAGAAGGACGCGUUGGCUCGCUGCGAGUCUCGGUUCCUAAGAAUUUGCGUUCAUUUGACCCAGAGCACAACAUCGCGAAGGAGUAUUUCCGCCUCUUCGCUCAAGGAUUCACGAAGCGCUCCACGGAUCCCCUUCAUUCGCACCAACGGGAUUUCGUCUGCAGCGUGAUGCACUCCGAUUUGGAAUUCAUGAACGCCAAUGGUCUGGGAAAGCUCUUCACCCAAUGGGACCUGUACACCACCAUGUUUCAGUCUAUACUGGUGUCGUGGGACAGAAGCUGUGUUGUGACAUGCCACCCCCAAGUUAUGCUCGAAGGUCAAGCUGUCAUGCACUUGCGCAUUUCUCGCAGGACAAUAGAAGCGCUGUUCCCUCACUUGCUGCACAACGAACCGAUCGUUCAAAAGCUGAUUGGACGUGUGCUGGCGUUGCCGGUAUUGUGCCAAUUCACCUUUGAUGCGGCAUUCAAGAUCAAGAAGAUAAAUACGUUCGCCAGCGCAGUUGUGGCGCUCAUGGACCUGCUCAACUCGGCGGAGGACACAGCGAUCGUUGUCGAGGGCUGUCUGGUCAAAGACAACGCCGAACUUGUGCCUGUGACUAUUGGAAGCAGGGAUUAACAUCGUAGCAAGUACAUUAUUUAACACGCCAAGUGAUCUCGCCCCGCAGUCCUGACGUUGCCAUGGUCGGCAGCGGCGAGGAAGGUUUCCAGCCAAACGUUUCGAAAAAACACAGAAAACACGUUAAAUGAUGUGGUUGGGUGCAA
Aphanomyces invadans is the source of this 1080-nucleotide messenger RNA. RefSeq lists its product as hypothetical. The record is from RefSeq and is a predicted model, not a curated record. Lineage: Eukaryota; Oomycota; Saprolegniomycetes; Saprolegniales; Verrucalvaceae. The coding region runs from base 38 to 934 and encodes 298 amino acids. The transcript has a single exon.